UGUUGCCACUACUAGCACCGUGUCUGCAUCAAGUUUACUACAGAUAGCCAUUGUACGACCAGAAGUUCAAUGACAUUGCCUUCAAAAUAAGUGAAUAGUCGUUGCUCCAGAACAUGACCGAAAGGCGUGCUCGUGGCGGUAGCUUUAAUUUGAAACUGCGAAGGGAAAGUAUUUUCUUUUAUUCGCGUGUCUUGAUGCUUCGGCGGGCAACGUUAGAACCGAUGGUCUACAGCGGCAUAGUUGCUGAACGUUAAAUGAGAGCCACUUCUACAAAAAGGUCUUUUACCACAUAUGACAAAGGUGUGAUUUGCUUGGUUUUUACACUGAAAAAAGAUGUUUGGCUUCCACAAGCCGAAGAUGUACCGCAGCAUAGAUGGCUGCUGCAUCUGCAGAGCCAAAUCAUCCAGCUCCCGCUUCACUGACAGCAAGCGCUACGAGACAGACUUCAAGAGCUGCUUUGGGUUGUGUGAGGUGCGUUGUGGGGACAUUUGUAACGCUUGUGUCCUACUAGUCAAGAGAUGGAAAAAACUUCCAGCUGGAUCAAAGAAGAACUGGAAUCAUGUGGUUGAUGCAAAAGCUGGGUCGAACAUGAAGGCCACGCUGAGAACGAAGAAGAUGAAGAAGAAGCUUAAGCCAAGUGAGAUUAAUCGGGUACAGAGCAAGCUGAAGAGAAACAACUCAGACGCCCACAGCACCACCUCCAGUGCCUCGCCUGCUCAAUCCCCCAGCUACAGCAACCAAUCAGAUGAGGGCUCGGACACAGAGCUUUCACCUGGGACCAUCCCUUCCCCAGCCUUUUCCUUCUUGGACCUCAAAUACUGGAAAAGGCAGAAGGUCUGCUGUGGGAUCGUGUACAAAGGACGCUACGGAGAAGUCAUCAUCGAUCCCCACCUGUAUAAGCCCUGCUGUCAGAGAAAACCAAAACUGCACCAGCAACAGGAAGAAGAUGGGCAGAUGGAAGAGGAGGAGGAAGUGCAGGCAGCAGGAAAAAAUGCUGUGAGAAUGUCACCAUCCCCCAUACUCAAACAAAAAGAAGAGGUGCAGGAGAAAGAGGAGCUGCGUGAGGGAGCAUUGUGAAGGCAGUACCAGACUGAUAUAGUCUUUCUCAAUGAACAGACAAACCGUUCGAAACACUGAUGUAUGACACUCCACCAAACAUACAGUAACACAAAUGGUCUAAACCAAACCUCAGUUUUUCCAUCUUUUGCAGUCUACUCCAACCCUUCCAAACAUACUUUAUAUCUUUGAUAACCACCUGGACUGGAUCCUCAGAUUGUUUCAGUUUUCAGUGUCUUGGCUUGCUAUGAGACUCAGUGUUUUUUUUAAAUACUUUAUUUUGCUCUCUGUCUGUAAUGCUGGAUUGAUGAAUGCUGCAUGGAAACCGGGAGACCUCUGGAAUUCACACUUUACUCAUAGGAGGGAGCCAUGAAUUGGAAAGCAGCCUUGUGCUCCAUGCCUUUCCUCUUGUUGACUCAUCAAGCUUGUUCUCAAAUGUUGCUUUAAUUAUUUUUUAUACUUCAUUCUCUAAAAUAGGAACUGAUAUUGUCUAUUCACAAUCCAUACAUUUCUGGUUUUAUGUAAAGCAGAGUACAUACAUUACCAAUAUGUUGUGGUGGCAGUGUCUUGGCUUUGGGUUUUAGAAGCCAGUAACAAUAACCAGUAUCUUCACACCCAUGUUGACCCAUACCAAUAUGCAUUAGGAGAAGUACAGUAAUUGCACAGGUAUAAAGCAGAUAGAUAGCCUGAUCAGACCAGAAAUGGCCACAGCAAAAUUAUUUCAUACAUCUUUGUGAAAAAAUGUGCGGGAAGCUUAGUGAUUUUGCAAGCCACUGUUGAUGGAGAGCUAACUGGUAACAUGCUAGCACUAGUCAGUCACAAUACCCCAUUAUUCAAUUUUCAAAAAAGUAAGUUUGAACAAAUGAGGACUAACCAUAUAAUUUGUUCAAAAGUAAUUUAGACACAACCCGGGCAGUCCAAUACUAAAAGAUGACAACAAUAAUAGCUUAGCUUACUGAGCAACAGGGUAAACAAUGGAUCCGACGUACAGUGCAUUUUAAGAACACCUUCCAUAGGAGUGCAUGGCUGGUUGGACUGUAUACACUAUGGAUUUUGAAUUUGAACAUUUAAUAUUUUCCAACAUUUGAACAUCAGUUCAUAAAGUGACAACCCUACUGGAUAAUAAGAUAAAAGUAUGUUCAAGAUUCAUACUGUAUUUGUAUCAUCAGCUCCUGUCGCAGUUCUGCAAAUCCUACCUCAUCACUUUUGUGGAUAAGGUAAUAGUCUGGAAGAGGAGAGUUAUAUAAAACUGGAUGGUGCAACACAGUUAAUGUGAUAGUUUGCCCCCAAUUUGGAGUCCUAGGGACUCCAUUCCCUCAAAGGUCAGCACUAAAACAGUUGAUGCAGAAGCUUCAUGUGUAUUUCCAAGAAACUGAUGCAAUAAUUCAAUCUAAAUUACCUGAUUUCAGUCUAAAAAUUUUUCGUUAUCGUUAGUGGUGUGACUGAGCUUCAAGUCUUUCAUAAACACCUGUACUAAGGUAAUUUUUUUAAAACAGUGAAACAGCUAAUUUGAUAGCUAUCAUGUGACACACUCUAGAAAGAACACACAAAUGCCAAUCCCACAUGGCUAAGUAUCAGCAUUAAUGAUGUACUGGAUUAACACAAACAUUUUUAAAGGUAACACUGGUUGAUAGAAGUAGAGUAAUAGUUUGGUGCUUCUUUACCAAAAACUAAUGAAGUUUCCUUUUUGUACAUAGUGCUGAUGUCCUUAUUAAGCCUGUAAAUAAUGAAUCAUUGUUGCUACAAAGGAUAGAUUCAUGGUGUGCAUAGAAAGCACAAACAAAUAUUCAGGGAGGCUUCCAAUUCUCAGCACCAGUCCACAUGCAGCUGUUGUUGUAAUACUGUUAAGUGAACCAUUAUAAGCUAAAUAAACCCUCAGGAAAAUUGUAGCAACAACACAAUGAAACGCAGUGGAGGCACUUCCUGCACUGCUGCCAUUCUUCUGCAGCUUUUCUUGUCAUGGUGGCAGGGGCUCAGUAGCUCUCUCAUAUAAUAGAAGUCCUGUCUUUCUGCAGACCAAAAGGGCUGUGAGGAUUUGUCCUUUUGUUACCUCUGCCAAGGAGGUUAUGUUUUCAUCCGUGUCUGUUUCUUGGUUUGUUUGCCAGCAGGAUUACGCAAAAAGUACCGAACUGCUUUGCACCAAACCUGGGUGAGGGUGAGGCUUGGGCCAGCGAAGAACCAAUUAAAUUUUGGGGCAGCUUUGUGGCAGUUUCCAGAGCUCAUUUUACACAAAGCUAGGAGUUUUUUGCGUGAGCUGUCCACACCAUAUUUUUUGGUUAGAUGUACCUUGUCGAUAAGAUGUUGUACAGUUGAAUAAUAUUUUUGUAUAUAAAGUAAUUAAAUGAAAACAAGCAUCUGUCCAGUUACAGAUUUAAUGUCCUGCGUUUCAAUCAUGUCACGGAAUUUACAUUAAUAAUUACAGAAUAGAAAUUUCAGGUAGAUCCACACCUUAUAGGUGUGUCCAUUCAGAUUUCAGGGAUACACAACACACUGUUUGCAUUUGCUUUGGCUCUCAAAUAUAGGUAUUUUCAAGAUGAUUUUUUUAUUUUUUUUAUUUAUUUUUUUUAUUUAGAACAAUUUGCUGCUGUUUUCUAUUUUCAAUGACACCAGAUAUCAGAAACUUUCGUAUUUCCUUCCAGAAGGUAACAUCACAGACCUUCUGGUAUGUCAGCAGACACAUACUCAUUGUUGGUAACUGCACUGUUAACUGUUAAGUUUUUUACAGCAUCAAACUGUAUUUUCAGUGCUGCCCCUAAAUUAUUUGGUCGUUGAGGACCAGUACAGAUGAUGUACAAUGUAUUUAAUGUAGUCUGUUCAACAAAAUUGCCUGUAGCACUGUAGACGACGGUGGCUUUUGUAAUAGUAUCAGAGCCUUAUUCUCAAUACUGAAUCUUUAUUUAUUGAUUGUCCUUAAAAUAUUUUAAUUUCACUACACUGAAAUUUGGAACCUUUUUGGACACAAAUAAAUUUCAGGAUGCCUGCACAAUGCUGCCAUUUAGACUGAAAACAGUCCAUAUGAUUUUAUUUAAACCCUUUUUUUUUUUUUAAAUCUAAUAUUGCAUUUACCAGUUCUAGAUUAGAGAGAUUCUUGUACUCCUGAUAUUUUAGGUAGGAAUGCCACAUGAAUGCAGAUUUUUUUUUUUUAUCUGUCUUUAAUUAUAUUAGCAUGUGAUGUAGAUCUGCACUUAAUCUAGAAGAUAUUUUUGUAGUCUGUGUCUAUAUGAUUAUUUUGCAGAGAGAGAUGCACUACAGUUCAUUUCUGAAGGCAACAUAUGUAUUUUUAUAUACACUUGUAAUUUGUACUU
This is a messenger RNA of Xiphias gladius (swordfish), 4361 nucleotides long. RefSeq names its product SIN3-HDAC complex-associated factor-like. The record is from RefSeq and is a predicted model, not a curated record. Gene Ontology annotation, biological process: negative regulation of cell migration. NCBI's taxonomy places the organism in Eukaryota, Metazoa, Chordata, Actinopteri, Istiophoriformes, Xiphiidae. Bases 334 to 1077 code for a protein of 247 amino acids. The transcript is spliced from 6 exons.